CAGAAGCCUAUGCCGGACGAACAUGAUGUUUUGGGGCUUGUAAAUUGGAUCCAUCUCCGAUAUCACACAACCUGAUGCCAUUCAUCGCGCCUACUCUCUCACCUUAUCCAUGUUUUAUGUCCUUCCUUCUUCAUUCAGAAACAAUAAUGAUGAAUCAUGUGUGCUGGUCAAGUGCUGCUUAGCUGUAUAAAUCAUGCUUGCUGAACCAUUUCAAUUAAGAUGGCUCAUUCUAUUCUGAGAUCAUUUUUAAAGUUCCCAAGCGGUGGCGUCUGCAGUUUCACAAAGCCUGCUUGUGCUUACUCGUGUUGGCAUGUCAGUUUUUACAUUAAUAGGCGAGCUAAUAAGAGUAGGAUUUCGGAUGGAGUAACAAGUUUCCAGUUUGUUAAAGAAGCUUGUAUUAGAAGGUAUCCCAGUGGAGCUAUUGUGGCAUGCUCUAGAAACUACAAUUCAAAUGUUACUAGUACUUUUGAGGCUGUUGAUGGUGGCGAGUACCUAGCAAUGACAGAUGAGAAGCUAAUGAGUCAGUGCGAGAUGGAUACAUUUAAGGUAUCAGGUCCAGGGGGACAGCACCGCAACAAGCGUGAGUCUGCUGUGCGUCUCAAGCAUAUUCCAACAGGAAUCACAGCUCAGGCAUCAGAGGAUAGAUCCCAACACAAAAAUCGGGCAGCAGCACUUUCUCGUUUGCGCAAACUUUUAGCUCUCAGAGUUAGGAACACUAUCGACCUUGAAACCUACGUACCUCCUCCAGAACUUGUUCAGAUCCUUCCAACGAAGUCCACUAUCAGAUUGGACAAGGGGUCUCAGAUUGGACCGAAUAACCCCAAAUUUGCUCUGGGAAUGCAAGCUUUGAUUGACCUUAUAUUUGCAGUUGGAGGUUCUGUUUCAGAUGCUGCAAAGAAAUUAGGAAGUCCUAGAGUCUUCCGUCUGAUGACCGUUAGGUUGAGCACUGGAGCUUUAUCACGGUUGAUAUUAUCUGAUGAUUCUCUUCGACAAGCCGUCAAUGAAUUCAGGGUUGAAAAGGGUAUGAAGCCUCUCAAGUAGGACUCUCACCAGACAGCCAAAUGUUUUGAGGAAGCAAUGAUUAGCCAAUGUUGAAUCAAUGAGGCUACAACACAGAAUCUUGCAAGAAAGGGUAUAAUGCUAAAGGACCCGCGUUUCUUUUAGAUGUAAAACUGUAGCCUAGAAACUCAUGUUCUUAAGAAAAAAUGUGCACAAUGUUUGGAUUAGUUUGGUUGUAUUUGUUUAUUAUAUUAUUGCUUUUUAAUAUUUCUCUAAUAAAUUCUUAAAUCUUUUUAA
Messenger RNA from Salvia hispanica, 1296 nucleotides. RefSeq lists its product as uncharacterized. The record is from RefSeq and is a predicted model, not a curated record. Gene Ontology annotation, cellular component: chloroplast. Gene Ontology annotation, molecular function: translation release factor activity. Lineage: Eukaryota; Viridiplantae; Streptophyta; Magnoliopsida; Lamiales; Lamiaceae. Gene Ontology annotation, biological process: translational termination.